AAGAGGAUGGUCCUGCUCUGUAUGGAAAGCAAUAAAAGGAGAGGGAGGCAGACAGCAGAGCAGAACAGCUCCCAAGCCCAAUACAGAAGCAUCUCUGAGACAAACGACAGUUCAAGCUGAAGAUCAACAAUGACUUUUGCUGUGAGUAGCACUGAUUUCCAUCAUGAGGCAAACAACAAGGCUCACCACACCAGCGAGAUUACCGGGAAGCGCCUGAUACUGAGGAGAGGGCAGCCCUUCACCAUCACUCUGAAUUUACUCAGGGGGUCCCAGCCAGAAGUGGACGAGGUGCAGCUGGUUGCAGAAACAGGACCAUCCCCGUCCGAGGCCUCUGGAACUAGAGCAGUGUUCAGAGUGUCCGGUCCUCCAGUCAAGAGAUCAUGGAGCGCAGCUGUGCAGAACAGUUCCUCCUCCUCAGUGACUCUGUCUGUCACCUCCCCUGCCAACGCCAGUAUCGGCAAAUACUCCUUAAAGAUACAGGCUGCUAAAGGAACUCCUCAGACCUCAGCGCUAGGAGAGUUCAUCCUGCUCUUUAAUCCGUGGUGUGCAGAUGACUCCGUGCAUAUGCAGAAAGACAAUGAAAAGCAGGAGUACGUCAUGAAUGAACAGGGGCUUCUGUAUAGAGGAUGUGCAGAAAGUUUCUCACCCAGUGGAUGGAAUUUUGGACAGUUUGAAGAAGACAUUGUGGAUAUAUGUCUGAAGCUAUUGGACGUUAGCCCCGGCUACAGCAAAAACCCAGGCCUGGACUGUUCAAGAAGGAACGACCCGGUCUACGUGAGCAGGGUGGUGAGUGCCAUGGUUAAUUGCAAUGAUGAUCGGGGGAUUCUCCUGGGGCGCUGGAGCAAUGAUUUCCCUGGCGGGACUCCUCCAACCCGAUGGACUGGGAGUGUUGAAAUCCUCCGAAAGUGGUCUCUAAACGGCUGCCAACCGGUCAAGUAUGGGCAGUGCUGGGUCUACGCUGCGGUGAUGUGCUCAGUUAUGAGGUGUCUGGGGAUUCCGACACGCGUGAUCACAAAUUUCGAGUCUGCUCAUGACACUGACAGGAAUUUGACUAUCGAUGAAUACUACUCCGUCUCUGGACAGGAGCUGAAAUUAUCCGGUGAUAGCAUAUGGAACUUCCAUGUGUGGGUGGAGUCCUGGAUGGCCCGUCUAGAUUUACCUGCCGGAUACGAUGGCUGGCAAGUGCUGGACCCCACUCCACAGGAGAAGAGUGAAGGUGUGUACUGCUGCGGUCCUGCCCCAGUCAAAGCCAUCCUGGAGGGAGACACAGAUAUAAAGCACGACGUCCCCUUCGUGUUUGCCGAGGUCAAUGCCGACAAGGUGAGAUGGAUAGUCGGUUCCGAUGGGUCAAAGCAAAAAUCUUCGAGCAACACCAGGCAGGUGGGGUCUAAUAUCAGCACCAAGGCUGUGGGCACUAACGCACGCGAGGACGUCACACACCUCUACAAAUACCCAGAAGGGUCUAAAAAGGAAAGAGAUGUGUUUGCCAAAGCGGUCCGUAACCUGAAGUCAACCGGUACUCAUAAUGGUCCUGAGGUACAUAAACCACCAGCCUCUGGGGUCACUGAGCUGUCUAUCAAGCUGCAAAAGACACCAGUGAACGGGGAAGACAUCAACUUUCACCUGUGCAUCGUCAAUAGGAAUCAAAGCGCCAAGAACCUAUCGAUCACCACCAUUGCCCAGGCCUUGCAACACAAUGGACGUCCCGAACAGCUUUGCUGGAAAAACACCCAGACCAUAACGAUUGGAGCAAAUGGAGAGACAAAGGUCACUCUUCUGGUACCCUACUCGAAAUAUGGAGCGUCCAUGAUCGAGAACGAUAUACUCAAACUGUCAGCUAUCGCAAUGGAGUUGGGCAGCAGUGAAAUGCAUAUGACAGAGAAGGACGUCCUGGUUACAAACCCAGUGCUCAACAUUGAGGUAAAGGGAACGCCCGUACUGUACCAGGAUUUUACGGCUGAAAUAACAUUCACUAACACUUUAUCCGAGACCUUGAGAAACUGCUUUUUGACACUGUCUGGGAUUGGUCUGAUCACGACAAAAUGUGAAAUUCCUAUCCCUACACUGGGUGCCAAAAACCUGUUGAGAAUGAGAAUCCCCAUCACACCCACCAAGCCUGGCUCGAGGAUGCUGACCGCAGACUUCGACUGCAACCUCUUCAGGGACGUGAAAGCCUACAAGACUGUGGAAGUGAGGCGUGCCUAACAACUUCACUCUGGAAACAUGCUUAAGAAAACAUGAAAAAAAUGUCCAAUAAUUUUGCUUAAGCUAUAAUGACACAUUCCAGAGAUAGUGAACAUAAAAAAAAAACCCGUAGUGGAUAAUAUACAAACUUUGGGAAUACAUUAAUGCAGCCUUUGAGUUGCAUAAAAUAUUACAUAAUCAAAAAUAUAUAUAAACAAUUUAAGCAUGAAGUAUAUAGUAAAUAUACUGCCAUGGGAGCUUAUUAGGUGUAUGUGUAUAAUGCAACAUGGCUUCACAAAAACUACUACAUAUGUUAAAAUUGAUGCAAGGACAUGCUGUGCUUGUGGAAACUAUAAUCUAUGUGUUAUCCUGUGUGGAGAAAUGCCUGCUACACUAGACCAUUUAACAAAGGGGGUAACUUUGGUUAAUUGUACCUGCAAUGCAGAUACUUCUUUUGUAUUUUCUUUUCAUUAAACUAAACAAUAAAUCAUUUUUAAGCAAA
Molecule: messenger RNA, 2686 nt
Organism: Polyodon spathula (Mississippi paddlefish)
Lineage: Eukaryota; Metazoa; Chordata; Actinopteri; Acipenseriformes; Polyodontidae
Product: protein-glutamine gamma-glutamyltransferase 2-like
Exons: 13
Coding region: 130-2205 (691 amino acids)
Biological process (GO): peptide cross-linking
Molecular function (GO): protein-glutamine gamma-glutamyltransferase activity
Source: RefSeq, a predicted model, not a curated record